Molecule: messenger RNA, 906 nt
Organism: Aspergillus puulaauensis
Lineage: Eukaryota; Fungi; Ascomycota; Eurotiomycetes; Eurotiales; Aspergillaceae
Exons: 5
Coding region: 1-906 (301 amino acids)
Cellular component (GO): cytosol
Molecular function (GO): aldose reductase (NADPH) activity
Source: RefSeq, a predicted model, not a curated record
AUGACCACUAAGCAAUACCCCCUUCCCAAUGGCACCGGUGCCAUUCCCGCAAUCGGCCUGGGAACCUGGCAAUCCAGCGAGAGCGCAACCCGUGAUGCCGUGAAACACGCCCUGCAACAUGGCUACAGACAUAUCGAUACCGCGCUAAACUACGGCAACGAGAAGGAAGUUGGCGAGGGAAUCAGAGCGUCUGGUGUGCCCAGGGACCAGAUCUGGGUGACUACCAAGCUAGAUAACCACUGGCAUCAUCGGGUGCGUGAGGGGCUUGAUGCGUCGCUGAGGGCUCUGGGGUUGGAGUACUUGGAUCUAUAUCUUGUGCAUUUCCCAUGCUCAACUGAUCCAGACGAUCGGGGGAGGUGUCUGUCUGGUUGGGAUUUCGUCAAGACUUGGCAAGAUAUGCAAAAGCUCCUGGAAACAGGAAAGGUCAGGAACAUCGGGGUCUCGAAUUUCCAGAUUACGCAUCUGGAGAAGCUAUUGAAUGACCCAUCAUGCACGGUCGUCCCAGCAGUUAACCAGAUCGAGCUCCACCCAUACAACCCGUCUUCCAAACUCCUCGCGUACUGCAAGUCCAAAGGAAUCCACUGCACCGCAUAUUCCUGUCUAGGUGGUCACAGCGAGUCCUCGAUCAACGGGCACACGGACCUAAUCAAAGAUCCCAUCAUACUAAAGGUCGCUGAGGCGAGGGACAAAACGCCUGCUCAGAUACUGUUAAUGUGGGGGCUCCGACGGGGUGUGAGCGUUAUCCCAAAGAGCGUCGCGCCUGGGCGGAUUGAAAACAACUUUGACUUGUAUGGAUGGAAUCUCACGGAGGAUGAGUUUGGCGAGAUUAGUGGAAUCCGUACGAGGGCGAAAGUUGUGGGAGAUGCGUGGAUGCCUAUUAGGGUUUUUCUCGGAGGUGAUCAGUAG